GGUCAUUUAGAUCGAAGAGGGCGUGCAAUGAGGAUCGAUUUGUUUUCGAAAAUGAACUCCGCGUGUUUACUUAGUAUUUUCUUGUUUGCGAUAUUACAAACGGCAACCUCAGAAGAAUGCACUAAGUUUGAUGUUAAAAUUGAAGACAAAAAAUUAAUACUGAAUACGUCAGCGCUAUGCUCCAGUUACGGGUUAGGCGGCGCGAAGCCAUCCCCACCAGAGAUAUCCGGGAGAACGUGCAAAAAAAAUACUCCUUUAAAGAAAACAGAUGGUAUCGUUAGCAUUAGUCUUGAAGAUUUGUGCGGGGAAUGUGAAACCGAAGUAAUCACAGACGACGCUCGUGCCAAUGCAUCUGCUACCGAAGCAUCAAGUUCUAUAAAACCAACAGAGAAAACUACCACUCCUCUUGUACCGCUCUCGCCUCGUAUUGCCGAAAGCGAACUACUCAAGGACGCUGUUGCCAAUGCAUCUGCUACCGAAGUACCAAGUUCUAUAAAACCAACAGAGAAAACUACCAUUCCUCUUGCACCGCUCUCACCUAGUGAUGCCGAAAGCAAACUACUCAAGGACGACGCUGUUGCCAAUGCAUCUGCUACCGAAGUACCAAGUUCUAUAAAACCAACAGAGAAAACUACCAUUCCUCUUGCACCGCUCUCACCUAGUGAUGCCGAAAGCAAACUACUCAAGGACGACGCUGUUGCCAAUGCAUCUGCUACCGAAGUACCAAGUUCUAUAAAACCAACAGAGAAAACUACCAUUCCUCUUGCACCACUCUCACCUAGUGAUGCCGAAAGCGCACCACACAUAAGUACUAGCAAUCCAGCUCUUGAAGUAUCUAGUGAUAAGCCGUUAGACGAUGCGACAGUAUCAUCAUCGACUUCGGAUAAAUCUAUAGAAAGUGAAACAAAGAAAACUGCAAGCGAUGAGAAGGAAUCUCCGAAAAUAACUGCUACUGCUUCUAAUUCUACAACUGCAAAUACAACCGAGACUAAAGGUCCAUUAGAAACUGAACCUUCAAAGUCUUCACCGGAUAAAUCAAGCAAAAGUUCAACCACUGACGCAUCCAGCGACAAAACUGUUUCAAGUGCACAUUUGAGCGGUGAGCAAUCCGGCACUUCGUUCUCCGGCGGUGCAGUGUUCCUCUUCUUCCUGUGCGGUGCCGUGAUUGGGGUCCUUGCGGUUCUUGCGGUUAUAUACAUCCGAAAACGAUACCACUCCCGCAGUUAUGAAACUAAUGAUGCCCCUGAACAACCUUAGAUAAAUGAAAUGUAGGAUUUUAUGUACAUAAAGCCUAGUUUAUUUUAAUACAGUUUAUUUGAAUGCAUAUUAUUUAGUUGUCUAUAUAUACUAAUAUAGUUAAUCGCGAAUACGUUUAUGAUCACAGCACACCGAAUCACAGAGCAUUUUUGGUUAAUUAUUUUUAUUAAUAAAAAAAACCUUACAAACACGGUUUUCGGUAUUAAAUUAAUGGUGUAAGUAAGUUGGAAGAAAGUGCUCUGAGAAAGACAAACACUACAAGGCAAUAGCAGCUUAAAAGCAAGGUUACCAUGGUUACUUAAAUUCUUGGUCAAUGGCACGGACCUUCGUUUUCAUUUGAGAAUCUUAAUUUUGACAGUUGAGAUUUUUAAAAGUUUUACGUGAUUUAAACAAUUUUUUUUCUAUUAUAAUGUAGGAAAACCGCACAGGAACAGCUUUUAGUUUUUAAUAAGAGAAGUUUAUUGUUUUAGAUUUGAAUACAAAUUAAAGAUAUGUCCAAACAUUA
Molecule: messenger RNA, 1762 nt
Organism: Papilio polytes (common Mormon)
Lineage: Eukaryota; Metazoa; Arthropoda; Insecta; Lepidoptera; Papilionidae
Product: mucin-17-like
Exons: 15
Coding region: 28-1257 (409 amino acids)
Source: RefSeq, a predicted model, not a curated record